CUCACUGGGAUCUGAAUCAGAGACAAUCUGAAUAUGGAAGUUCUGUGGCAAAGCUAAAUACAAAAUAAUAAAUAAAUAAAAAAGUGGUUCUUGGUUGUUUUGUUAACUAAUCUUCCUGUAGAAAAAGGAAUAAACAAUAAAAAUUACUACAAUAAUUUAUUUUAUAUUCCAAUUCAAUUUGACAAAUAAAAAUGAUGAGAAAUAGUAUUAAAAUUCUCCCUGGAGCUUUGGUUUGUGAAGAAUGCAAACUACGUGGAGACAUAACUAUUGGAUCAGGAACUAUUAUACACCCUGGAGCAACUAUCAUAGCCGAAGCGGGCCCUAUAAUAAUUGGAGACAAUUGUCUAAUAGAAGAGCAAGUGAAAAUUAUGCAUAAAUUGCCAUUUGAUCAUAAAGAGAAAGAAAAGACAACCCCAGUUCUUAUAAUAGGCUCUUAUAAUGUUUUUGAGGUCGACUGUACUGUAGAGUCACCAAAAAUAGGAAAUAAUAAUGUAUUUGAAUCUAAAUGCUUUGUGGGAAAUAAAGUUACAGUUUCAAAUGGAUGUACAAUUGGUGCGGGGUGUAAAAUAACUGAAGAACAGAUUCUUAAAGAAAAUAUAGUAUUUUAUGGAGCAAAGUGCAUGAUGAGAGAAGGCUUAGAUAGACCUGUAUUGCAGACUUUACAAAUGGAGACACUUACCAAAAUGUUACCAAAUUAUCAUCAUAUUAAGAAACCUAAUAUGAAACUGUAAAUAUUAAAUUAUUUUAAAUUAAUAUUUCUAUGUAUUAAAUAAUUGAAAAUGUUUAUUAAUAAUUUUCAUAUUUAUUAUAAUUAACUCUUUUUUAAUUAAAUUAUUAUUUGGAUGUAAAGUAGAGGUAAUUUAGUAUUAUUCAAAGCAGGGUUCAUAGGAUAUAUAUUGAGUGAUAUAUAUCAUGAUAUUUAUACCUUGAUAUAUAUUCGAUAAUUUUAUUUAUUAAAUUAAAAAUGUUUUCCACCAUUCUGAACAUCCAAAAAUGUCUCAAUACGCCCCUGUAUAACAGUAGAAUAACUAGCAAU
Messenger RNA from Psylliodes chrysocephalus, 1036 nucleotides. The record is from the annotation of a GenBank genome assembly. NCBI's taxonomy places the organism in Eukaryota, Metazoa, Arthropoda, Insecta, Coleoptera, Chrysomelidae.